UGUCGAUGCGCACGCAACUCGGAUUUUGCGAAAAAUACAACAAGAACAAAAAGAAAAUGCAGCCUCAAAGAUUCCCAGGCCAAGGUCCACCCAUGAGACCGUAUCAACAACAAGGAUACCCACCCGGUCCGAGGCCAGGUGGGUACCCAGGACAACAGAUGGGACCUGGAGGACCUCAAAGAAUGGGGGUACCGCCGCAUGGGGGCAUGCCCCCGCACCCAUAUGCAGGACAAUCUGUGCCCCCCACCAGCAAGGCCACAGGUGGAAAGGUCAAAGGUGACUCACAAUGUAUGCGACCAGGUAUGUCCCCAGGAAUGCCCCCACCCCCGGGGCCACCAGGUAUGCAGGGACCCAUGGAUAGGAAGCGGCCCCCAGACCCUCGAGCAGCCCAGCACAUGAAGACGAAGAAGAAAAAGAAAGUUGCUGAUAAAAUUCUUCCACAAAGAGUAAGAGACUUGGUGCCGGAGUCACAAGCUUAUAUGGAUCUGCUGGCCUUUGAGAGAAAACUGGAUACCACAAUUAUGAGAAAGAGACUGGACAUCCAGGAAGCUCUCAAACGACCAAUGAAGCAAAAAAGAAAACUACGCAUUUUCAUUUCCAACACAUUCUACCCAGUAAAGGCAGAAGGGGAGGAUGGAGAGGAAUCUGUUGCAUCAUGGGAGCUGCGAGUAGAAGGGCGUCUUCUUGAAGAUUCCAUGAGUGCCAAGCUUGGAAGUGACCCUGCCAAGGUGAAACGAAAGUUUUCUUCCUUCUUCAAAAGUCUGGUGAUUGAGUUGGACAAGGACUUGUAUGGACCAGACAAUCAUCUAGUGGAGUGGCACAGGACACCGACGACGCAGGAAACAGACGGAUUCCAGGUGAAACGUCCAGGCGACCAGAAUGUGAAAUGUACCGUUCUCCUCAUGCUGGACUACCAGCCACCUCAAUUCAAGUUGGACCAGCGUCUGGCCAGGUUACUGGGUGUCCACACACAGACUCGCCCAGUCAUCAUUAACGCUCUCUGGCAGUACAUCAAAACACACAAGCUUCAGGAUCCUCACGAGCGAGAGUUCAUCAACUGUGACAAGUACCUGGAACAAAUAUUUGAUAGUUCGAGGAUGAAGUUUGCGGAGAUUCCAGGGAAGUUGCACAGUCUCCUGAUGCCACCAGAUCCUAUAGUUAUCAACCAUGUCAUUGUUGUGGAGGGGCCAGACUCCAGGAAGACUGCCUGUUACGAUAUUGAAGUGGAAGUUGAUGAUACGCUGAAACAGCAGAUGAACUCGUUCCUGUUGUCAACACAGAGUCAGCAGGAAAUUGCUAGCCUCGAUUCCAAGGUAUUGGUAAAGCUGAUGUCAACAGGCUUUAACUUAACAGAAAUUCACGAGACUGUGGAGACCAUAAACCAGCUGAAGACUAACCGCGAAUUCUUCCUGAGCUUCGCCAAGGAUCCUCAGGAGUUCAUCAACAAUUGGCUCAUCUCUCAAACACGUGACCUCAAGACGAUCACAGAUGUUGCUGGCAACCCUGAGGAGGAAAGACGUGCUGACUAUUACUACAAACCAUGGUCGCAGGAGGCGGUGUGUCGCUACUUCUACGGCAAGGUCCAGCAGAGACGUAUGGAACUGGAGCAGGCACUGGGGAUACGCAAUACAUAACACAUCACCCUGGAAUUCUUGUGACUUGGGAAAGUAACUGUGAAUAGAUCUGUGUAACUGACACUGAUAAGACAAGCUUUAAGGAGGAUUUAAGAAAGAUCAUUUGUUUGGGCUGUAUGAAAUAUUUUGUGAAGGAAAUUCAUGAAAUCUGAACUUGAAAAUGGUUCAUGAAGGAAACAAAUCAAAUCUGAACUGUCCAGCUGUGACAUCUAGCCAUACUGAUUAAUUACUGUAGAUGGAAAUUGUAAUUUGAGGCUUAGCAUGUUCAGGUGGUACAUGGCAAUUUAAUUUAGAGAGGGGAGGACGGAAACAUCUAACAUUAACAUUACAGAAGAAUCUACAUCUGUUUAAUUAACCCUUUCACCACUGUAGACCGUAAUGAACUAAUCCAUAUCAAUGCAUGGAAGGAUCUACUUAAGUGGCAUAGGGGUGAAAGGGUUAACACCAAAACAUGACUGUAUACUGACAGACAGGUAGACAUUCAUCAACUAUAUGUUAUGUAUAUAAGUCAGCUUUGUCAGUUUGUCAGAAUACUGUAGUAUUGUAGUUCAUAUUGUUUAUAGUACAUGUUUUGAUUAAAUGGGGAACACAGUUCAUUGUAAAAAUCAUCUUUUUAUUGUUGUCCAAUCCAUAUAUACGAUGGUCUUAUUUUUGUAGACUAAAAAGUGUUCAAAUUAAGCUUGUAAUUCAUUGUACAAGUUGAUAAAAAAUUUGUAAAUAAAACUGUGACACUAUU
Messenger RNA from Mizuhopecten yessoensis (Yesso scallop), 2370 nucleotides. RefSeq names its product SWI/SNF-related matrix-associated actin-dependent regulator of chromatin subfamily D member 1-like. Gene Ontology annotation, biological process: regulation of transcription by RNA polymerase II. Lineage: Eukaryota; Metazoa; Mollusca; Bivalvia; Pectinida; Pectinidae. Bases 6 to 1634 code for a protein of 542 amino acids. The transcript is spliced from 18 exons. The record is from RefSeq and is a predicted model, not a curated record. Gene Ontology annotation, cellular component: SWI/SNF complex; nucleus.